Messenger RNA from Carya illinoinensis, 657 nucleotides. RefSeq lists its product as uncharacterized. Bases 1 to 657 code for a protein of 218 amino acids. The transcript has a single exon. The record is from RefSeq and is a predicted model, not a curated record. NCBI's taxonomy places the organism in Eukaryota, Viridiplantae, Streptophyta, Magnoliopsida, Fagales, Juglandaceae.
AUGGCAGAACUCGAGUUUUGUCAAUGGUAUCAGAGCAUAAACCGCUGCUCUAUGAGAUUUGUCAUGGAUUCCGAUUCAUCUGAUUCUGAUUCUCCAUCUUCUAUUCCUCCUGCUUCUCUUGAUAACCCCUCAAACCCUUAUUUCUUACACCAUGGAGAAAAUCCUGGUGUUAUACUUGUUACCGAUCGUUUAAAUGGUGAUAAUUAUCAUUCUUGGUCACAGUCCAUGUCCAAAGCCAUCAAUGCAAAGAACAAGACCAGAUUUAUCACUGGAAUUCACAAAAAGCCGAAGUCUCAAGCAGAUCCACUCUAUUUGCCAUGGAUUCGGUGUAAUGACAUGGUAGUUUCGUGGAUCCUUAAUUAUGUGGCAAAGAACAUUGGAUCAAGCAUUCUAUACAUUGAUAAUGCCUCUGAUAUGUGGAAAGACUUACAAGACCGCUUCUCACAAGGUAAUCGUCCACGAAUUUUUCAAUUACGUAAGGCGAUUAGUUCAUUAAAGCAAAAUCAGAAGUCUGUGAGUGAUUAUUACACUGAAUUGAAAUCUUUUUGGGAUGAGCUAGCAAAUUAUAGGCGAUUGCCACAGUGUUCUGUUGAAACCCUAAGGUUUUUUGAAGAAAUUCAACAAGAGGAGUAUGUAAUGCAAUUUUUGAUGGACUAA